Messenger RNA from Linnemannia hyalina, 633 nucleotides. The record is from the annotation of a GenBank genome assembly. Lineage: Eukaryota; Fungi; Mortierellomycota; Mortierellomycetes; Mortierellales; Mortierellaceae.
AUGCAUCCGAUCAACCUCCACCAGACGUCAGGGCAUGCAGUCCUCAUCGUUCACCUGUCUUCAAUCGACCCUGCCUCAGUAACCUCAAAGAUCGCACCUUCACACCGCGCUGCAGAGGUCAGUUUCAACCACACCGACUCGAACUCAACAACACUUUCAACAACAGUGCUAGUCCAGCCUGUGCUCUCUCAGGAACAACAACAGUCAUUGGUGGUAGAUCUGAUCCAAGAAUGCUCAUACUCUGUCUCCCCCGAGAAUAUUGUUAUUCGGUUCAAGAAGGCAAGCCAUUCCUCUGAAUGGCAAGCCCUGCAGAUUCACAUCAAGACCCGCUCCUCUACAACCACAAACAACGACCAGUUGGCACCACCACCAGCAGCGGCAUCAACGUCAGCAACUGAUAUGGAAGUCGUAGUUGACGAACAAGCAGGAGGAGAAAGUGAGUCGACCGUGAUUGCAAAGUUUGUGACAGGUGCCAAUACCACGUCCUUUCAAGAAGCGAUCCGGAGUCAACCGCUGUGGGAGGACCAGGCAGGUAGUCAGGUUGUUGGCAAUGUGCAAGCCAAGCGCGUCCCUGGGAUGAAUGCCAUCCAGAUGACCGCUGAGCUCAUCGCACCCUCCUCGUCUUCUUCAUAG